GGAAGGAAAUGGCUAAUAUUGCUAACAGCAUCGUCUUUGGGGGUGUUGUUGGGGUUGCAGCACAACUUCCUCAAUCUCCGUUUCCAUCAUUACCCGUUUCAAAUUCUCCCAUUUUCACCCAAAAACGCAAACUUUAUCUUAAUUGCUCCAAAACCAACCGCAUAACAAUCCCUUUCCCUUCUUCUUCUUCUUCUUCUUCAUCACCGUUCAGCAGCAAGUGUUGUUGCUAUGUGUUGGCGUGUCUCCCUCAACCACAUGCUUCUGAUUCAUCAUCAUCAUCAACUUCUUCUAAUUCCAAUAGCAAACCAAGUUCUUCUUCUGCUGCUCCUCCUUCAACUAAGCUCUAUGUUAGUGGGUUAUCUUUUCGAACCACUGAAGAAAGCUUGCGAAAUGCAUUUAUGAAUUUUGGUCAAGUUUUAGAAGUGAAUUUGGUGAUGGAUAAAAUUGCAAAUAGACCAAGAGGGUUUGCAUUUCUUAGAUAUGCAACUGAACAGGAAUCUCUGAAGGCUAUUGAGGGAAUGCAUGGAAAGUUCUUGGAUGGUAGGGUCAUAUUUGUGGAAGUUGCCAAACCAAGAUCAGAACUAAGGCAAAGACAAAACACUAGAUACUAGCAAUGCACUGAAACAUGCAGAGAAGGCUACACGCAUUAGCCAUGUCUGGAAUUGUACUUGAGUCUCUCUCUAUAAACAAGGUCCUUACUUGAUGAGACCUUCUACCACAGGAUCGCCAUGAAUUCCAAGUCAUGCUUUAUUUGCAAUGGAAUCCCAUUUGAGUAUUCAUUGAACAUUUUUUUUUGUUACUCUCUUAUACAAUGUGUGGCUAAUGUAUUAAUUGAUUAUCUGGCUUGAUUAGCUAAGAUAUAUAUUUUAUUAUUUGAAUUGUGCUUUGUUACCAGAAAUGCAGAUCUUGAUUACCAGUUUGACUUCC
Messenger RNA from Arachis duranensis, 927 nucleotides. RefSeq names its product organelle RRM domain-containing protein 6, chloroplastic. The transcript is spliced from 4 exons. Gene Ontology annotation, cellular component: chloroplast. Gene Ontology annotation, molecular function: RNA binding. The record is from RefSeq and is a predicted model, not a curated record. Gene Ontology annotation, biological process: chloroplast mRNA modification; cytidine to uridine editing. NCBI's taxonomy places the organism in Eukaryota, Viridiplantae, Streptophyta, Magnoliopsida, Fabales, Fabaceae. The coding region runs from base 9 to 611 and encodes 200 amino acids.